This is a messenger RNA of Zygosaccharomyces rouxii, 936 nucleotides long. It is a transcript of the gene TSC10, whose product is annotated as 3-dehydrosphinganine reductase. NCBI's taxonomy places the organism in Eukaryota, Fungi, Ascomycota, Saccharomycetes, Saccharomycetales, Saccharomycetaceae. Gene Ontology annotation, cellular component: endoplasmic reticulum membrane. The record is from RefSeq and is a predicted model, not a curated record. Bases 1 to 936 code for a protein of 311 amino acids. Gene Ontology annotation, biological process: sphingolipid biosynthetic process. Gene Ontology annotation, molecular function: 3-dehydrosphinganine reductase activity. The transcript has a single exon.
AUGAAAUACGAAUUAGAAGACCAAGUGGUCUUAAUUACUGGUGGAUCCCAGGGUCUGGGUAAGCAGUUUGCCCAAAAAUAUUUAAAUGAAACUGUCAGGUCCAAGAUUAUUGUUGUUAGCAGGUCGGCCAACAAGUUACAAGAUGCCAUUAGAGAUAUCGGUGGAUACCCUAAGAAAUUACAAAAGCCCAGGACUUUAGAUGAACAAAACGACCGUAUCUGGUAUGCACCUUGUGAUUUAUCAGUUCCCGAUGCCGUCAAUGAAUUAUUUGAGACUUUAUUCGAAUGUAAACUAAUCCCCACACAAGUGUUAGCGUGUGCUGGUGGUGCCACGCCCAAGUUAAUUGCAGAUUGUACCGGUAGAGAAUUGGAAGUCGGCGUUCAAAAUAACUAUUUAACUGCCUUGUAUGUCUCCCAAAAAGUUUCCCAGUUGCUACCUCGUUGCCAUUUAGUGCUCUUUUCCAGUGAAGCAGCAUUCUUCCCCUUCAUUGGUUAUGGUCAAUAUGCCCCCAUGAAAGUUGCAAUUAAAUCAUUAGCCUUUAUUCUAAGACAAGAAUUACCUGAUGCAAGGGUCUCCUGUAUUUAUCCAGGAAAUUUCCUCAGUGAAGGGUACGCUGUGGAGGAAACUACUAAACCAUCCAUUACCAAGGAAAUUGAAGGUUCUUCAGCUGCUAUUACUUGUGCAGAAUGUUGCAAUAGAAUCGUUUGGUGGCUAGAGAAGGGGUAUGACGAUGUUACCUCCGAUUUCAUCGGUUGGAUUCUUAUGAGUUUAGAUAUGGGUCUCAACAAGCACAAUAACAACUCGUUCCUGUGGAUCCUACAGCUAAUCAUUGGUGUCAUUGGCAACCUAUUCAUCGUCCCCAUCUAUAUGGUGUUCCUCUCUUGGGACAUAAAAAAAUGGCAUAAAAAGCAACAAACUAAACGUGGUAAGAAAUGA